Messenger RNA from Daktulosphaira vitifoliae (grape phylloxera), 670 nucleotides. RefSeq lists its product as uncharacterized. The record is from RefSeq and is a predicted model, not a curated record. The annotation marks the transcript as partial. NCBI's taxonomy places the organism in Eukaryota, Metazoa, Arthropoda, Insecta, Hemiptera, Phylloxeridae. The transcript is spliced from 4 exons.
AAUUUUAGAAAAGCAAGAAGAAAAUACUCGUUUACCUUUAUUGAUUAUUUGGACUUUCCAGUAAUAACAUUGCUGUUGGUAACAAUUGAUCAAAUUUCUUCAAUUUUCAAAUUAUUGGAGUGCAUAAAUAAUGUUAAGAAGCCUUCUGCAAAUGUAAAGUGCUUGCACAGAAUCGUAAAUAAUAUAUGGGGAGAAAGUAUAGAAACAAGAUUUUUUGAUACUUUGAUGAACAAAUUUUUAAUUACUGCUGCUGUCUGCUACCUACAAUUUAAAACUGUCUGGAUUAAAAAUGAAGUAAAAAAACAAAUGGCCACCGAGUAUUUAAAAAAUGCCUGUUAUGAGUUGCACCAAAAUAUUAGUGAAAAUGAUUCUAGAGGUUAUGACCAAAUUCAUGAUGAUUUAUCUAGCUUCUUUACCAGGACACAAAAUGUCCAUGAGGAAAAGUCAACAGUUAGUAAUGAAAUUGACAGAUUCUUGGGUACAUCUACAGCAAAAACAUUAGAAUGUUUGCAUAAUUUGCCCACAAUUAAAAAAUUUAUCAUUAAAUACAACACUCUUCUACCAAGCAUAGUAUCAGCUUUUAAUGUUUUUUAGUGUUAGGUGGUGCUACAAUCACUAAAAAAAGACUACCAUGUCUGAUAAACAUUUUGAAUAUAUAUUUUUUAAGUGC